AUGGAUUUCGCACCAUACCAGUCCUCACCACCCGAGCACGGCCGAGUAGCCUCUCCUCCCGAUUACAGCGCAUCACCACGCGCCUCUACAGACGCAAGCAAGAGACCAUUCUCGCCCAUCAAUGCCGCGCGCAGUCCGCCUCCGCUUCAGCACCCUCAGCCCCAGAGGGCAUGGGGCGGGUUCGACGGCCAAACAGGUGGAUGGGCUGGUGGAAGCGCUGCUCCUGCAGGCAAUUCUUUGCCUAGCGCAUACCCCGCGGCGGAAGUGAGCGAGUUUGAUACCAGCCUCGGACUCAGGCUCGACUACGAAGCUUGUCUAGCCUAUUUAGCGUUCCCGCCGAUUGGCGCCAUCGUGCUUCUUAUACUGGAGAGGAAUAGCGACUAUGUUAGAUUCCACGCCUGGCAAUCUGCAUUACUCUUCACCGCUGUCAUGGUACUCCACCUCUUCUUCUCGUGGUCGAAAUUCUUCAGUUGGCUCUUUUUCCUAGGAGAUCUCGCUUUGAUUGGAUUUCUCUCCCUCAAAGCAUACCGCGACGCCGAAAUAUUAGACAGGUUCGAAGUUCCGUUCUUCGGAAAGAUAGCAGUGAGGAUACUAGACGACGAGUGA
This is a messenger RNA of Cordyceps militaris CM01, 606 nucleotides long. RefSeq names its product UPF0132 domain protein. NCBI's taxonomy places the organism in Eukaryota, Fungi, Ascomycota, Sordariomycetes, Hypocreales, Cordycipitaceae. The record is from RefSeq and is a predicted model, not a curated record. The transcript is spliced from 3 exons. The coding region runs from base 1 to 606 and encodes 201 amino acids.